Molecule: messenger RNA, 182 nt
Organism: Cetraspora pellucida
Lineage: Eukaryota; Fungi; Glomeromycota; Glomeromycetes; Diversisporales; Gigasporaceae
Source: the annotation of a GenBank genome assembly
AACUUGCAGAAAAAUUAAUGAUAUAUGUUCUUGAAGAAGACAAAAAAACAGAAUAUAUUUUAUUUUGUAUGUUAGUUCCUAAAGCAGCUUUGGUUGUGACAGCUGAUAGUAUUCUUCUUAAUAUUUGUAAAAUGCUACACAAUGGUUCAAGAACAGUUGCAAAAAUUUUUUAUUAUAAGUAA